Molecule: messenger RNA, 744 nt
Organism: Naegleria gruberi
Lineage: Eukaryota; Heterolobosea; Eutetramitea; Acrasida; Naegleriidae
Exons: 1
Biological process (GO): ribosome biogenesis
Cellular component (GO): ribonucleoprotein complex
Source: RefSeq, a predicted model, not a curated record
AAGAAAGUCGUCAAGACCUCUGGUAAGAAGAUCCAAAAGGGUGACUUCAAGAAUUUAUUGGCUCCUAGACCAAAGGAUAUCGGUAUUGGUAGAGAUUUGGGCGCUAAGAUGAACUUGACUAGAUUCGUCAAAUGGCCAGUUUAUGUCCGUCUCCAAAGACAAAAGAGAAUUCUCUUGAAGAGAGUCAAGAUUCCACCAGCAAUCAACCAAUUCAGAAUUGUUGCUGAUAAGCCUUUGGCUCACUCUGUUGUCCAAUUCCUUGCUAAAUACAAGCCAGAAGAUGAACAACAAAAGAAGGAAAGACUCAGACAAGCUGCUAAGGAUAAGGUUGAAGGUAAGGCUGCUACUCCAAAGAAGAGUGAAUCCUCCCUCAUCCACGGUAUUAACGAAGUUGUCAAGGCUGUUGAAAGAAAGCAAGCUUCAUUGGUCGUUAUUGCUCACGAUGUUGAACCAAUCGAACUCGUUUUGUUCCUCCCUGCUUUGUGUAAGAAGCUCGAUAUCCCAUACGUCAUUGUUAAGUCCAAGUCCAGAUUGGGUCAAUUGGUCCACAUGAAGAACUGUGCUGCUGUUGCUUUGACUGAAGUCAAGAAGGAAGAUAGAGAUCAAUUCGCCAAGAUUGUUGAAGCCGUCAGAGGUGCUUUCGUUGACAGAUUCAGAACUGUCAAUACCAAGUGGGGUGGUGGUCAAUUGAGCAAGAGAUCAAUCAUCGAACAAAAGAACAGAAUCAAGAAGCUCAAACAAUAA